Aspergillus welwitschiae is the source of this 285-nucleotide messenger RNA. RefSeq lists its product as uncharacterized. The coding region runs from base 117 to 278 and encodes 53 amino acids. The transcript has a single exon. NCBI's taxonomy places the organism in Eukaryota, Fungi, Ascomycota, Eurotiomycetes, Eurotiales, Aspergillaceae. The record is from RefSeq and is a predicted model, not a curated record.
AUGCGAGUUUCAUCAGUCCUGCAGACUUCCCUCCUCUCGUUGAAUCCUCAUGCUAUGCAAUUGAGAAGUUUGCUUCUUUCGAUAAUGGACAUUGCGUGGCCUUGACCUCGUGAGCUAUGGCGAAUACUCGGCAUCCUGACUCGGGAGUUAACAACCUGCCACAGAUCUACAAGAUACGCACGCAAGCAUCGGCCUCGCCACCGUCUGGUUACGAUUGCCACGGGGUAGCAAGGCCCACUGUGGCUUCAGCAAGUGACGGAAUGUACAUUGCAUGGUGAGACUGCC